AUGAAAGUGUCUCUUUUUUUCCCACUUGGGAUAAAAGGAGACACUCCACUACGUAGGAAAAUUUCGCCGCCUCCGGGCUUAUUAGAUAGUACCGAUGAGGAUGAACGUAACAGUAUAAAAAUGAGCUCACAAGCACCACCAGAAAUUCGACAAAACCGUAAUACAGCUAACGCAACUGUAUUAGAGCAGCGAUCACUUACUACAGUAUCUCAGACUACGUUAGAUGAUUCAGUAGAAGGUAAUGCUGAGGCUUUUCAUGUUGUACAUCACCAGCGUCGUCGACUACAGCCGAGAGAAGCGCAAAAUGAUCAGUCUUUUGAUGCAACAAUUUCACCACCAUUACAGACACCUGUUCCCAAGAUUUCCAAGGAAGCGGAACGUUUCAGUUGUGAAUUCAGAUUUCCGCCGGUUAAAAUUUCAUUUACUAAUACCAACGUCUUGUUUACUGAUCAGAUUACUAGACAGUUUAUUGAUGAAUUAAAAAGACGAAAUGUUAGAACUCGUAACUUGAUUUCAUUUUGGCGAAUUGAUAGUACAAAGAAAUAUUUGUUUGUUUAUGGUGAUAACCGUGAAGCAUUUUCGCAGUUACUUAUGAAUGAAACAUAUCCCAGAAGUAUUAAUGGUCAACAAUUUAAUAUUGAACAGCCUAAGCGUAUACCUCCACAGAUGAGUGUUUUAGCUAUGGGAGUUUCUUGUCAGCUAUCAGAGGCAGAAGUAAUCGCUGAUGUUCAGGAGCAGUAUGCCUCUGCGGAUGUCGUUCUCUUCGUCUGUCCUGCAUCUAGUCGAACACGAAAUGUUAAGGUUAACUUCCGUGACAAUCGUGAUUACACAAAAUGUCUGAAUAAUGGGUUUAUUUAUGUUAAUCAUUUGAAGCUAACAGUGAAACGCUAUUUGGGUACGCCUAGGGUCAUGCUAUGCUCAAAAUGCCAGGGAUACGGGCACUUCCGUGCCAAAUGUGCAAGUGCUCAUGAAUACUGUGCUGUCUGUUCUGCAGAAAGAUCUCUUGAUUCAUCACAUGUGUGUACCAAUGUUACUAAGUGCAGGAACUGCUGUGGUGAUCAUUCUUAUACUUAUUCUCAGUGCCCCGCAUUGUUACAGUAUAGAAGAGAAUUAAUUGAACAGCUGCUGGAAAAAGAUAUGGUUCCUAAUCAUGUACACAUACCUAAAGCAUUUAGAAGUCGUCUGAACAGAGUUUUUCCGCUUACACCUGCACAAAAUCGUGUUACAUCUCAUGUUAAACAACAGGUUAAUCGUACAGUAUCACCAGUGAGGUCCUCAUCUGUUAGACAGGCACAGUUAUCAACUUAUGCUAAUGUUCUCAAUAGAACCGAUAGUGGUGAAGAUUCACUAAUUAGGCGUUGUGAGUUUGAAGAUCACAUGCAACAUUAUCAGCAACAGUUAUCGGAAAUUAAUAAAGCUCAUUUUGAUACAAUGUUGAAUCUUAGUAAUCAAAUUAACAUGUUAGGUGCAAAAGUCGACUGUGUAUCAUCAAAAGUAGAACAAAUGAACCUUUUAGUUAGCAACGUUGUAAUUCCAUGUGUAUUUACAUUAGCUGAUUCGUUAGUUAAAUUGGACGAAAAAAUAUCUUGUAUGGAAGGUAAACCAGACAGACAGACAGUUUCUCUUUUAGGUAUAGAGGCUGAAGCAGAAAGCGAGAAAGUGAGAAGAAUGACAAAAUGUUUAGCAGAAGCAGGAACUGUGACUGAAACUAGCUUUUUUCAAAGUUCAAGGGUUUUUUCAAAUUUAAUGUCAAAAUUUCCUUUUCCUUCACCAGCUCCUACUACUAACGUUAUUUCGACUUCUGCAUCCUUCUCGACAUGAAUUUUAACCCUUUAGCUCCACCUUUUGCUUUUUUCGAUCCUUGUAUAGAUUUAAAUGUUGUGACGUCUAAUCUCGAACAGUUAUGUGAUCUCGAUCGAGAGCUUUUAAAGUUACUAGUUCACGAGUGGAACUUCAAGCGUUCUAUUUCAAGUUUGUCAAAUUUUUGAAACUCUUUUUCCUGCGACAGUUUUCUUACUACCAAACCGUUGUCUUCUCUUUUGUUUAAUGUUGAAGGCUUAUCGAGUCGAUUACCCGAGGUUGAGGAAAUUAUAAAUUUUAGUGCACCAACUGUCUGUGCUUUGAUCGAAACCGGCAACGCUAUCUCGAACUUAAAUCAUGCUUGGUUUCCUUCAUACAAACGUUUCUUUACACCUGGUUCAAACGCGCACGGCGGUAUAUUACUCCUAGUGCAUAAUUCAGUUCAGGCUACGGUUUUUUUUGCAGAACCUAAUUUGCUCGCAGUUUCAGUUUGCUUAGGUUCAGUUUCGAUUCAGGUGGCAGCAUGCUAUGCGCCACGGUCUUCAGAUUUACCACUGAGUUCACUACGCUCGGUGUGUUCGAAUACGCCAUGUCAACUGCUUGGAGAUUUUAACGCGUACUCGGAUCUG
Didymodactylos carnosus is the source of this 2429-nucleotide messenger RNA. The record is from the annotation of a GenBank genome assembly. NCBI's taxonomy places the organism in Eukaryota, Metazoa, Rotifera, Eurotatoria, Philodinida, Philodinidae.